This is a messenger RNA of Prorocentrum cordatum, 696 nucleotides long. The record is from the annotation of a GenBank genome assembly. NCBI's taxonomy places the organism in Eukaryota, Dinophyceae, Prorocentrales, Prorocentraceae.
AUGGCAAAGCAGUGGAGCGCUGCUCCGAACCUUCUGCGCGAAGCGUCACAGCUUCGCGUGAAAAUCAGCCCCGGCCAGUUCAUCGGGACCGUCAACACAUGCGGAAAAGGCAGGGAGUGGCGUCGAGCGCUGUCGCUUCUCGGCGAGAUGGCCGACCUAAAGUUAGAGGCCACCCUAGUCAGCUACAACGCUGGGAUCAGCGCGUGCCAGAAGGGCGAGCAGUGGCAGGCGGCGCUGGCGCUGCUGAGCGAGAUGCGGGAGGCGAAGCUGGAGCCAGACGUCAUCUUCAGCUACAGCGCUGGGAUCAGCGCGUGCGGGAAGGGCGAGCAGUGGCAGCGGGCAGUGGCGUUGCUUAGCGAGAUGUGGGAGGUGACAUUGAAACCCAACUUCAUUCAGCUACAGCGCUGGAAUCAGCGCGUGCGAGAAGGGCGAACAAUGGCAGCGGGCUGUGUCGCUGCUCAGCGAGAUGUGGACGGCGGAACUGGAGGCCAACGUCAUCAGCUACAGCGCUGGCAUCAGCCGCGUGCGGGAAGAGCGAGCAGUGGCAGCGGGCGGUGGCGCUGCUCAGCGAGAUGUGGGAGGUGUCAUCGGAACCCAACAUCAUCUGCUUCAACGCUGGAAUCAGCGCGUGUGAGAGAUGCGGACAGUGGCGGCAGGCGCUGCCGCUACUCAGCCGCAUUCGGGAGAGUAAAUUAG